CUCCUUCCUCUCACGCUCGUUCAUCUUAUCGAUUCAAUGCCCAGUUUCCCUUGAUUUAUAACCCUUUUUCAAAUUGCCAAUUACUACUCGAACGUUACAUUACAUAAUCUUUUAUUGCGUCUUUUGCCACUUUUACUGCUUGUCUCACCGAUUUAACGUUUCGUAACAAACAAUCCGAUAAACGGUUCCUAAUGCGCAUCGUGAACGAUUUAUCGCGAAUCGACGUAAGAUCAAUGAAUCGUUACCGAUUAAUUUCCCUGACCUGCUGACCGUCGUCCUAACUCGUAAUACUGUGACUUACCGCGGCCCGCUGCGUUUAUCGCAAGUAUACGUGCAUGCAUGCAUGUACGUACGUACAUAUGCGUGUAGGUAGACGGAAGAAGUGUUUUAUAAAAAAAUUAUACUUUUAUCACAUGUGACAAGAAAAUUUCAAUGGUAUAAAAGCAUUUUUCCUCUCAAGGACGUUAAUCUCGUCGUUAAUGCGCAUUGCAGUAUGACAUCAUAGUUGAUGUGCAAGUGAAUAAGAUCCGUUUCGUUUCCUAGCAAUCAUUUUAACAGUAAUUUUUCGUAGCCGCUUAUCAACCAAUCGGUUUUUAUCGACACGUACAUACAAAUACAUGUUACAGCAUCGUAUGGUGGGUCAAUUAUUUGAAUAAACAUUUCUCAUUUCCGGAAAAUCGAAUUCCCACUGAAACUAUCGAGAUCCACUGUUUAUAAUUACAUAUCGUCAAAUGUAAACUACGAGAACAGAUUCGUUAUCUUCGAGUAUAUGAGUAAGGACUGAAAGCAAGCAAAAUGCCGUGGGUUUUCUCUGAAAAUGAAAUCAUUCAAUAUACACGUAAACAUCGCGUGUUUUUUAGGAAUAUCCGUAUCCGUUAGAGCCGCGAUAGAAUUAUUUUUUUAAAACUUCAUGUAAACUUAACUUCUGGGAAACCUAUUUUUCGCUCGUCAACUUGUAAAAGAACAUUCAUGUACUUAAAUUUAAGAAUUUCACCCAAAGUUUUAAUUUGACGAGGGAAACACAAAUACUAUGCUCUAUUGGCUUGUAAUGCGUCACGUGGUCAAAAAUGUGACUCAUUUUGCGCUAUUCUUCUGGUAUGUAGAAUCCAGCAAAGGUUUGUUUCUACCAUAGCAACUCGUCGUUAAACCGAUAGCAAUUUUCUAGAAAAUCAAGGUCUUCCACCCACGUUUAGAUCUAAACGAGUAAGAUUGACAACAUCAGUGCACUAUCAGAAUGUGCGAUCGCGCUAACGUCCGUUGCAACACAAUAGAUUUUCUACGAUGGGCAGAAACGAGACGCAGUCAUCGUUCAAACUCGUGUACAUUGUUCUCUAAUACGGCUUACGUGCAUUACCCGAUAUCGGUAGCAGUACUGUAAAAUGAUCGCGACGAUUCACUUCUGAAAUGUGUACUUUCCGAAAAUACAUCAUAUUCUUUUCUCUCUCUCUCAACGUGACGUGACUUCACUAAUCAGGAGGAGUAAAGUCCGAAGUUGCAGUGAUGUCAGACGAUACGUAAUUACGUAAAUAAAAAUUGAUUUCAACGGUUGCAAACGGGAGGAGAGUAAGCGAGACGCUGUAUCUAUAGAAUUCAGUCGCGUGUCGCAAUGCUGUUACUGUAGUUUUGAAUGCAGCCCGUCUGUGAUACGAGGAGAGGAGCAACGGAACCGCGCGGUUCUUAUUCCGAAAUCUGUCUCAUACAUACAAAUAUAAGUAAUCGAACGACUCGUCCACGCGCGUAUCUCGGGUUCCCCGCCCGGACAACUUUGUCCAUCCCGUAAUACUUCCUGUUUAUUGGCACCUCGUUUUUGUUUCAAGCGGAAGACGCGGGCAUAUCGUGUGUCCACACGGCCACCGCAGCUACUCCUCCCAAUCCGAUUAUGUAGCUGCAUGUAAUACCGCGUAUGCCGUAAUGAAUUUUUCGAGCGAUGGGACCGCCGGUUCAUAAUCAUUGCUUGCGACCUCGCUCCAUCGCAUUUCUCUCUCUUAUGACACACGGUGCAUGCACGUAUUUCAACGACCGUCCCGACCGUUACAGAGAUUCUAUUAGGAGUCUAAUAUGUGAAAGAAUUUCGAUUGGAACGAUAAGUACGAGCCGACCGAAAAGUUUGGUCGGCUCCAACUGGUUGAUUGGGUAACGAUCUUGGAAUCUUUUUCUCUUAUUAUUGCAUCACACGUCCAGCGGACCGAAGGAGGUAGCAUCUCUAAAUAAGUGUAUAUAUUACUAUUGCUAACCGGUUUAUCAUGCGAUGUGAUUUCCGAUUGUGAUACCCACUCGGUUCUUAAGUGCGUUACCUAACUGCUAAAGGAAUAAGUUCCUUUAGCAGCGCGAUGUCCUUGUCCCACAGCAGCUCGAGUGAACGAGCUAGAUCCCUGCACUCUUUUAGACUUUGGGUUAGCAAGCUGUCCAUCUAUACUUGAGCGUGAACACACAUUGUGCUGCACGCACGAUGCAUACAUUUAAAUGCUUAUCCAAGGCCGUUGUUUACUGACACAUCGGCUCGAGGCUCGUGCUACCGUUAAAAUGUUAUCUCGUAAAACUGCAGCUCAUGUAUCUUAUAAGUUCCUCAUCUCCAAUACUCCCGAUAAGAUUAGGUUUCUAUACAUUUCGAAAGUCGAAUGUCCAUUCGAAUCGAUGUACACAUGAUGACGAAAAAAUAUUUGCAACAAACCACUCUUGACGAGUGGUUUCAGAUUGAAAUGCUCUCUAAAUACAAGUAGCUAUUAGAGAUAGUUCAACAAAUAUAUUAGUUUUCGUGCAUCGGACAUUAUGCAAGCGGAACAGUUCCUAGCUACGUUGACCUCAUUUCUGAGUUGACCUUAAUAUCAUACAAGGUACUCCAACUCGAUCUAUACAGUACCUCCCGCGUUCUAUCAAGUUUUUGGAAACUCUUUCACGCAUAAACACUCAAAUGAAAUCGUCGCAACUGUAUCGAAUAAAAUUAUUAAGACAUUUUUUUUAUUCCUACUGCAAUCAUCGUUACUUCAUCACUCAUUAAAAACGAAUGAUUACAACCAUAAUUCCAAAAUUCCAAUUGCAAAUUAUCGAGACUCUUGGCUGAAAUAAGAAUUUCGUACAUCUUUAUAAUUCUUACACUAUUAUUGAAAUAUCCAUUUUUCUAAAUAAUUUUUUAUGACGAUUCGCCAGCUUGACUAGCUGGGUAGUCGAGGAAAACAUAACCUUGUUCCAUGUCUUCGGACCAUGUAUUGCUACCUUUGGGUAAUCACUAAUUAUAUAAUGUGAUCAUCCUUGAUAACUGCGCGUUUUGCGAUAAAGAUGUUGGAACACUUUAGAGCCUUGCACUGUCAAUGCAUUUUCACUUUUCGCGAUGGAUGACGGUGUCGUCGAAACAAAAGUGAAGAUCCUAUUUUUUGCCAAAGCGAGAGAAAUAACAGGGAGAAAAGAAGCUUACAUUACCGUGCCGCAGAAAUUAUCGUAUACCGAUUUGAAGAAUAAAGUUAUAGGACAAUUUGAUUUGCAAGUUAUUCGUGACACGUUGAUUCUUGCUGUGAACGAAGCAUUCGUUUCUUCGGACGCGAUCGUAGAAUUCACAGAAAACGACGAAAUUGCUGUUAUUCCGCCGCUCAGUGGAGGAUAGCAAUGGAUGCUCCAAAAAAUUUUGUGAAACUUCAGCAAGAGGAACUGAAUAUUACAGAUAUAAUCAAUUUGGUAGUAGCUCCAAAUU
This is a messenger RNA of Ceratina calcarata, 3685 nucleotides long. RefSeq names its product Molybdenum cofactor synthesis 2B (gene Mocs2B). Gene Ontology annotation, cellular component: molybdopterin synthase complex; cytosol; molybdopterin adenylyltransferase complex. Gene Ontology annotation, molecular function: molybdopterin synthase activity. Gene Ontology annotation, biological process: Mo-molybdopterin cofactor biosynthetic process. The coding region runs from base 3329 to 3598 and encodes 89 amino acids. The record is from RefSeq and is a predicted model, not a curated record. The transcript has 2 exons. Lineage: Eukaryota; Metazoa; Arthropoda; Insecta; Hymenoptera; Apidae.